AUGGUUAAAGAGGAGGUUGCAAAUAUCUCCUCUAAGUUGGCAACCAUUGAAAAAGUGCUGCAUGAUGCAGAGAGACGAAGGCUAAAGAACAGAAGUGUUGGAAUUUGGCUGGAAAAGCUUGAGGACAUAACAUAUGAGAUGGAUGAUAAAAGGAUCGCAAAAGCUAUCCUUGACAGUCCAGGGAAGAGUUCUCCUGAUUUGUCAGAGUUGGAACCACUGCUUCAACUAUUGAAAGAAACUUUUUCUGGUAAGAGAUUCUUGCUUGUCCUAGAUGAUGUCUGGACAGAGGAUGACUCAAAGUGGAAACCUUUCCAAGACUCUCUCAAGGAUGGCGCCCCCGGAAGUUGGCAGAAUGUUUUGGACAGUGAGAUAUGGCAAUUGAAGGAAGCCGCCGCGAGCCUUUUUCCUCAUUUGUACUUGAGCUACAAUGAAUUACCUCCAGAGUUGAAACGUUGCUUCUCAUAUUGUGCUGUCUUUCCCAAAGAUCAUGAGAUAGAUGUAGAAGAGCUUAUUAGGCUGUGGAUAGCACAAGGUUAUGUUCGCCCAAUCCGAAGAGGUGAGCGCUUGGAGCUGGUGGGCUUUGAGUACUUCAACAAUUUGGCAAUGCGUUCCUUUUUUCAAGAAUUUAAAAAAAGUGUAGUUGAUUACGUGCAUGAGGUUACAAGGUGCAAGAUGCAUGACAUAGUGCAUGAUUUUGCACAAUUUCUCACAAAAAAUGAAUUUUGUCAUGUACUUGAUGGAAUUGAUUAUGAACAGGGCAUUGGAAGAAAUUCAUCUAGUGAAAGAGCACGUCAUUUAACAAUUUUGGAAGGCACUGAGGAGAUGUUUAGUUCUCUAGUCAUUGAUUUUGGAAGGCUUAGGAGCUUUUUUGCUUAUUCACAUGGAAGAGUAAUUCCUCAAGAUCUGUUUUCAAAUUGA
Molecule: messenger RNA, 918 nt
Organism: Coffea eugenioides
Lineage: Eukaryota; Viridiplantae; Streptophyta; Magnoliopsida; Gentianales; Rubiaceae
Product: putative disease resistance protein RGA3
Exons: 3
Coding region: 1-918 (305 amino acids)
Biological process (GO): defense response to other organism
Molecular function (GO): ADP binding
Source: RefSeq, a predicted model, not a curated record